This is a messenger RNA of Sapajus apella (tufted capuchin), 853 nucleotides long. Its product is annotated as protein regulator of cytokinesis 1-like. The annotation marks the transcript as partial. The transcript has 6 exons. The record is from RefSeq and is a predicted model, not a curated record. Gene Ontology annotation, biological process: mitotic spindle midzone assembly; microtubule cytoskeleton organization. Gene Ontology annotation, cellular component: cytoplasm; spindle; mitotic spindle midzone. Lineage: Eukaryota; Metazoa; Chordata; Mammalia; Primates; Cebidae. Gene Ontology annotation, molecular function: microtubule binding.
AUGUGAGCUGCGACGAAUGGGCCUUCUCUCUACUGCCUCUUGAUGUGGAUCUGCUGAGCAUGGAACUACCAGAAUUUUUCAGGGAUUACUUUCUGAUUGAUAGCGCCUCAGUGCCCAGCUUAGAAGAGCUGAACCAGUUCAGGCAACAUGUGGCAACUUUGAGGGAAACAAAGGCUUCUAGGCGUGCGGAGUUUGUCAGUAUAAAGAGACAGAUCAUACUGUGUAUGGAGGAAUUAGACCGCACCCCAGACACAAGCUUUGAAAGAGAUGUGGUGUGUGAAGACGAAGAUGCCUUUUGCUUGUCUUUGGAGAAUAUUGCAACACUACAGAAGUUGCUACGGCAGCUAGAAAUGCAGAAAUUACAAAAUGAAGCAGUGUGUGAGGCUCUGCGCACUCAAAUCCGAGAGCUCUGGGACAGACUGCAAAUACCUGAAGAAGAGAGAGAAACUGUGGCCACCAUUAUGUCUGGGUCAAAAGCCAAGGCUCGGAAAGCGCUGCAAUUAGAAGUGGAUCGGUUGGAAGAACGAAAAAUGCAAAACCUGAAGAAACUGAUUGAGGCAACUCGAGUGAAGCUGGUUCAGUACUGGGACCAGUGCUUUUACAGCCAGGAGCAGAGACAAGCCUUUGCCCCUUUCCAUGCUGAGGAGUACACAGAAAAUCUUCUACAACUCCAUGAUGCUGAGAUUGUGCAGUUAAGAAACUAUUAUGAAGCUCACAGGGAACUCUUUGAAGAUGUCCGGAAGUGGGAAGAAAGCUGGAGGCUUUUCUUAGAGUUUGAGGUACUGCCCUAGUUUAUGUGUUUUUGUUUCAGCUGUUUUUUUAGAGACGGAAUCUUGCUCUGUCACUCAGGCUG